AUGUCGACUGUCGUUGCAAAGCCGUCGCCCCUGACGACCAACCCGCUGCUCGUCGGCUACCUCUCGGCGCUCGCCGCCAACCCGCUCCGCACCAAGAUGAUCACCUCGGGUGUGCUCUCUGCCUUGGCCGAGGUGCUUGCGGGUCACUUUGCCGGUGUCGCGCCCACCGCCACCAAGACUCCCUCGUCGCUGGAUGAGAAGAAGCGUCAGGCGCAGCAGAACCCCGUCGGUCUGCUUCAGGCGUAUGCCGCCAAGCUCGGCAUCAACGAGCGCGCGCUCAAGAUGUUUGUCUACGGCUUCUUCGUCUCGGCACCCAUGGGCCACGUGCUCACCGGUCUGCUGCAGAAGGCCUUUGUCGGCCGUACCACCACGCGCGACAAGAUCCUCCAGAUCAUCACCUCCAACCUCACCGUGUCGGUGUUUGCCAACACCGUCUACCUCUCGUGCAUGGCCUAUAUCAACGGCGCACGCGGCGUCGACAACAUCAAGAGGGCCGUCAAGGCCGCCUUCUGGCCCGUCAUGCGCGUCACCUGGACCACCUCGCCCAUCACCAUCGCUGUCGCCCAGAACUACCUCCCCGCCGUGGUGUGGGAGCCCUUCUUCACCUUCAUCCGCUUCAUCCUCGCCACCUACUUCAACACCGUCGCAAAGAAGAAGCAGAUGAAGCUCGCACGUCAGGCAAAACAGUCCGAGCUCGACAAGGACCUCGCCAAGGGCGCUGCCAAGGGCAAGUAA
Moesziomyces antarcticus is the source of this 735-nucleotide messenger RNA. Its product is annotated as integral membrane protein 25D9-6. The record is from RefSeq and is a predicted model, not a curated record. Gene Ontology annotation, cellular component: membrane; cytoplasm. NCBI's taxonomy places the organism in Eukaryota, Fungi, Basidiomycota, Ustilaginomycetes, Ustilaginales, Ustilaginaceae. Bases 1 to 735 code for a protein of 244 amino acids. The transcript has 2 exons.